CACCUCCCGGUCAUGUGGUGGGUCCCUCCUUUGCUGAAAAAAGUUUGCAUACAUUUCCCGUGCAAUGGAUGGACAGAGCCCAGCCCGUGCAGUUAAUACUUUAGCACUCAUGAACCCCAGCAUACGCAGCUCCUAGAGUUUGCCCUACUCUUUCCCACCUUCCUGUUUGUGUUCAGGCUGUUUCUCCUUCCCGGGAGCCCUCCCCGACUCCCCUUUCCCCCUACCCCCUUCUUCCUCUUUUAUCCGUAGAAAUCGGUUGACUUGGGUCUUUCCGGAUCACCGGUACUGUCAUUUCAUGCAGGAUCUACAGGAUAAAUGAGUUCAGUCCUGGUGUGCAUCAGGAGGCUACGGAUCUGGCGCCCCAACAGACGGGACACCCCCUAACCCGCUGUGCCCCAUUUGCUAGCCCUUUACCCCGCCCCUCUUCUCCAGCCUCAAGCCUUUUCGUCUGCUCAGGGAUCUUGGGGUGGUUGGAUUCUAUUGAACCCGGAAUAUUGUACAUUCUAUUGUACAAUAGUGUAUAUUCUAUUGUACAAUUUAUAUCAGACAGUUCUCUGUUUUAAGAACCGGGAUCAGACUUCAUAGUGAAAAGGGGCCGAAGGGGCUUCUUCCUGUCCGGUAACUUCCUUCAAGUGUUCCAGCCUCGACCUUCCCUUUCCAUUGUCAACCUUGGGCCACUCCGCACCUCUUCCCUUAAUCUUCACCUAGAGACCUAAGCUGGGGGUUGGGAAGGGUAGGGGCGGCGGGACUUGGAAGAGCCAGUUUGCAGCCAGCCGGUCGCCUCUCGGGUCCAAACUCGAGGCUGGCCCAGGGCGAGUACCCGGGUGGGGCCCCAGACCACAGGAGGGGCCGCCUCCAAAAGAAAAGAGAAAACACUCUUGUUUGGAAACAAAAGUGUGUGUGUGGGGUGUGUGUGUGUGUGUGUGUGUGUGUGUGUGUGUCUGUUUAUUUAAAAACAAAACCACGUUAAAAGAGCUGCCCCUCCCCCACAGGUCCGACCACCCGCCGGGAGUUUGCCAGGAAGAGAGGCAAUUCUGAAUGGGAGUCGCCAACGCCCCACUGAGUGCCGCCUGUCUCGAAGCCGCUCGCCCAGACCCUGUAGGCUCCAGACAGCCAGCUCCGGGAUCCCGCGCGCAGACGCUGCGGCGAAGGAGGGGACCCGGGUACCGCCAGAGCCCCGCAGCGCCAGCAGCGGCGCAGACUCCCCGGUCGCUGCCUCUCCCAGCCCGGCGGCCUGGGCCGUCAAUCAAGCUGGCCCUGCCCCGCCCUCAGGCUGCAGCGGGCGGCCAAUCAGAGCCAAGCUCCGCAGCGAUGAGCUCAGCCGGCUCGUUUCCCAUUGGACGGCUAUAUUAAGAAAGUGGCAGGACUCUUUAAAUAGCGGGCGCUAGGGCCGCAGCCCUCAUCUGCCACCGCAGUCUGGUUGGAGUUGUUUUCUUAUAUGCUUAGCGAGGCCAGGAGAGACCCGGGAGGGAGCUAGGCCGAGUCCACCACCCGAGUCCGCCGCCCGAGCCCGCGUUACGCACAAAGCCGCCGAUCCCCGGCCUGGGGUGAGCAGAGCGACCACCGCUCGGGAGCAGCGCGGCGAGACGCACGGUGCGCCCUAUGCCCCCGCGCCCCCACCGCCCCCGCCGCGGCAGCCCAAGUGCAGCGAAAGAACGCGCCACCGCGGGGCCCGGGUGCAGCUAGCGAUCUUCUCGCCCCCCGCGCGCAGCCCGAGGUGAGCAGUGAGCGGCGAGCGGGAGGGCAGCGAGGCGUUCGCGGGCCCCCUCCUGCUGCCCGGGCCCGGCCCACUCAUGGCGGCCAUCCGCAAGAAGCUGGUGGUGGUGGGCGACGGCGCGUGUGGCAAGACGUGCCUGCUGAUCGUGUUCAGUAAGGACGAGUUCCCGGAGGUGUACGUGCCCACCGUCUUCGAGAACUAUGUGGCCGACAUCGAGGUGGACGGCAAGCAGGUGGAGCUGGCGCUGUGGGACACCGCGGGCCAGGAGGACUACGACCGCCUGCGGCCGCUCUCCUACCCGGACACCGACGUCAUCCUCAUGUGUUUCUCGGUGGACAGCCCGGACUCGCUGGAGAACAUCCCCGAGAAGUGGGUCCCCGAGGUGAAGCACUUCUGUCCCAACGUGCCCAUCAUCCUGGUGGCCAACAAAAAAGACCUGCGCAGCGACGAGCAUGUCCGCACAGAGCUGGCCCGCAUGAAGCAGGAACCCGUGCGCACGGAUGACGGCCGCGCCAUGGCCGUGCGCAUCCAAGCCUACGACUACCUCGAGUGCUCGGCCAAGACCAAGGAAGGCGUGCGCGAGGUCUUCGAGACGGCCACGCGCGCCGCGCUGCAGAAGCGCUACGGCUCCCAGAACGGCUGCAUCAACUGCUGCAAGGUGCUAUGAGGGCCGCGCCCGUCGCGCCUGCCCCUGCCGGCGCGGCUCCCCCUCCUGGACCAGUCCCCCACGAGCCCGGAGAAGGGGAAACCCGUGUCCCACAAGGACCCCACCGGCCUGCCUGGCAUCUGUCUGCUGACGCCUCUGGCUCGCGCCAGGAGUUGGCGUGGGCACCCGGCGCCCCUUCCCAGUGUCUGUGUGCGUCCAGCUGUGUUGCACAGGCCUAGGCUCCCCACUGAGUGCCAAGGGUCCCCUGAGCAUGCUUUUCUGAAGAGCCGGGCCUCAGAGUGUGUGGCUGUGUGUCUGUUCGACUCCCCUCGCCCCAUUUUCACCCCACCCCCGUCUCUGAUCCCCGGGGGCGAGAUUGGCGCGGGAGUGUGGCCGCGCCCCAUCAGAUGUUCGCCCUUCACCAGCGGGAGCCUGAUAUCCCUUGUCUGUAACAUAGACCCCGGGUACUGCGGGAGGGGAGGGCUGGGGAGGAUGGGGGGAUGUUAUAUAAAUAUAGAUAUAAUUUUAUUUUCGGAGCUAAGAUGGUGUUAUUUAAUGGUGGUGGUGGGUGAGCGCUCUGGCCCAGGCUGGGCCAGACUCCCGUCCAAGCAUGAACAGGACUUGGCCAUCUUUCCGACCCCUGGGGAAGACAUUUGCAACUGACUUGGGGAGGACACAGCUUCAGCACAGCCUCUCCUGCGGGCCAGCCCCCUGCGAACCCUCCACCAGCCACCGGAGAGAGGAGGGAGGGUGCGCUGUGGGGUUGUUUUUGCCAUAAGCGAACUUUGUGCCUGUCCUACAAGUGAAAAUUGUUCAGUCCAAGAAACUGAUAUUAUUUGAUUUAUUUAAAGGCUAAAAUUUGUUUAAUUCUUUGCACAAUUGUUUCAUUGUUUGACACUUAAUGCACUCGUCAUUUGCAUACGACAGUAGCAUUCUGACCACACUUGUACGCUGUAACCUCAUCUACUUCUGAUGUUUUUUAAAAAUGACUUCUAACAAGGAGAGGGAAAAGAAACCCACUAAAUUUUGCUUUGUUUUCUUGAAGAAAGUGGCAACACUGUUUUGUAAUUUUAUUUGUGUAGGUCAUGCACACAGUUUUGAUAAAGGGCAGUAACAAGUAUUGGGGCCUAUUUUUUUUUUCACAAGGCAUUCUCUAAAGCUAUGUGAAAUUUUCUCUGCACCUCUGUACAGAGAAUACACCUGCCCCUGUAUAUCCUUUCUUCCCCUCCCCUCCCUCCCAGUGGUACUUCUACUAAAUUGUUGUCUUGUUUUUUAUUUUUUAAAUAAACUGACAAAUGACAAAAUGGUGAGCUUAUGAUGUUUACAUAAAAGUUCUAUAAGCUGUGUAUACAGUUUUUUAUGUAAAAUAUUAAAAGACUAUGAUGAUGACAUUUAUAAAA
Molecule: messenger RNA, 3763 nt
Organism: Pongo pygmaeus (Bornean orangutan)
Lineage: Eukaryota; Metazoa; Chordata; Mammalia; Primates; Hominidae
Gene: RHOB
Product: ras homolog family member B
Exons: 1
Coding region: 1794-2384 (196 amino acids)
Biological process (GO): small GTPase-mediated signal transduction
Molecular function (GO): GTPase activity; GTP binding
Source: RefSeq, a predicted model, not a curated record